GCCUGUCACUCUCUCUCACUACGCUGUGAGAGUCACCGGGCUCGUGCUGUACUCCAGCACACCCACACGCAGGCACCGAGAGGAGAGGGAGCCGAGACAGAGAGAGGGAGAAGGGCAGGUCCGUUGCUUUCUCCCGAGGUGAGAAGAAUACCUUUGGAGAAGAGGAAGGAUGGCGGAAGGUGGGGAGGGAGAGGAGGAGAUACAGUUCCUGAGGACGGAUGAUGAAGUGGUGCUGCAAUGCACAGCGACCAUUCUGAAGGAGCAGAUUAAACUGUGUCUGGCCUGCGAGGGCUUUGGGAACAGACUGUGCUUCCUGGAAUCCACCUCCAAUGCCCAGCAGGCAGUCGAUUUGGACAAAUGGUCGUCCCAGGGAGGCGGCCACCGGACCCUGCUGUAUGGCCAUGCCAUCCUUCUGCGGCACUCCCACUCCAGCAUGUACCUGAGCUGCCUGACCACAUCCCGCUCGCUCACAGACAAGCUGGCUUUUGAUGUCGGCCUUCAGGAAGAUGCCACAGGAGAAGCAUGCUGGUGGACAAUUCACCCUGCGUCCAAGCAGAGGUCAGAGGGUGAGAAGGUCAGAGUGGGAGACGACCUCAUCCUGGUCAGCGUGUCGUCCGAGAGAUACCUGCAUCUGUCCUACGCCAGCGGUGACCUCAUGGUGGACGCCUCCUUCAUGCAGACGCUGUGGAACAUGAACCCCGUGUGUUCAGGGUGUGAGCUGGCCGAAGGAUACCUGACAGGAGGCCAUGUCCUUAGACUAUUUCACGGACACAUGGAUGAGUGUCUGGCCAUCGCAGCCAGUGACCAGGCUGAGGAGCAGCGCCGGCAAGCACACUACGAGGGCGGAGCUGUCUGCAGUCAUGCCCGCUCGCUGUGGAGGCUGGAGCCCCUGCGAAUCAGCUGGAGCGGCAGCCACAUGAAGUGUGGCCAGCCCUUCCGCGUGCGCCACGUGACCACGGGUCGCUACCUGGGCCUGGAUGAGGAGAAGGGGCUGAUGGUGGUCGACCCCGAGCGCGCCAACACCAAGAUGUCUGCCUUCUGCUUCCGCGCUUCCAAGGAGAAGUUGGAGGUGGCCCCAAAGCGAGAUGUGGAGGGCAUGGGGACCCCGGAGAUCAAGUACGGCGAGUCCAUGUGCUUCGUGCAGCACGUCUCCACGGGACUGUGGCUCACAUACGCCGCCGUAGACGCCAAGUCGGCACGCCUGGGCCCGCUGAAGAGGAAGGCCAUCCUGCACCAAGAGGGCCACAUGGACGAUGCCCUGUCUCUGUCUCGCUCUCAACACGAGGAGUCUCAGGCUGCCCGGAUGAUCUACAGCACCACCGGCCUCUUCAGGCAGUUCAUCAAGCAGAACCUUUUCCAGGAGGAGGGAAUGAUCGCGCUGGUGCUGGAGUGUAUCGACCGGCUCAAUGUCUACAACACAGCUGCACACUUCUCUGAGAUGGCCGGCGAGGAGGCAGCCGAGUCCUGGAAGGAGAUUGUCAACCUGCUCUACGAGCUGCUGGCCUCUCUGAUCCGGGGAAACCGGGCCAACUGCGCACUCUUCUCUGACAACCUGGACUGGCUGGUCAGCAAACUGGAUCGACUGGAGGCCUCUUCUGGUAUCCUGGAGGUGUUGUACUGUGUUUUGAUUGAGAGCCCUGAGGUUCUGAACAUCAUCCAGGAGAACCACAUCAAGUCCAUCAUCUCCCUGCUGGACAAACAUGGCCGCAACCACAAGGUGCUGGAUGUGCUGUGCUCUCUUUGUGUAUGUAAUGGUGUGGCUGUGAGAUCCAAUCAGAACCUGAUCACGGAGAAUCUCCUUCCGGGCCGCGACCUUCUUCUGCAGACCAACAUUAUCAACUAUGUCACCAGUGUGAGGCCCAAUAUCUUCCUGGGCACGUGCGAGGGAUCCACGCAGUACAGGAAGUGGUAUUUCGAGGUGAUGGUGGACUACGUGGAGCCCUUCGUGACGGCGCAGGCGAUGCACCUGCGUGUGGGCUGGGCUCUGACCGAGGGGUACAGCCCCUAUCCCGGUGGGGGCGAGGGCUGGGGGAGCAACGGCGUCGGGGACGACCUCUAUUCCUACGGGUUUGACGGCCUGCACUUGUGGUCAGGUGAGCUGUGCUGGCAGGGAUUCCGAGAUGACAACAAGAAGCUGCACCCCUGUCUCGUGGAGUUCCAGCGACUGCCGGAGCCAGAGAGGAACUACAACCUCCAGAUGUCUGGAGAGACCCUGAAGACCCUGCUGGCUCUCGGCUGCCACGUUGGCAUGGCAGAUGAGAAGGCAGAGGAGAACCUGAAGAAGAUCAAGCUUCCCAAGACGUAUAUGAUGAGCAGUGGGUACAAGCCAGCCCCUCUGGACCUGUCCCAUGUGAAGCUGACCCCUGCCCAGAACACGCUAGUGGACCGAUUGGCAGAAAAUGGACACAACGUGUGGGCCAGGGACCGUGUCAGGCAGGGCUGGACCUACAGCAUAGUCCAGGACAUCAUGAACAAGAGGAACCCACGGCUGGUGCCCUAUAACCUUCUGGAUGAGCGCACCAAGAAGACCAAUCGUGACAGUGUGUGCGAGGCUGUCCGCACUCUCAUCGGCUACGGCUACAACAUCGAGCCACCCGACCAGGAGUCCAUCCAGUACUCUGCCUUCAAGGACAUCGAGAUCGGAGAGGGUGAGGAGAGGGGGAGGGAGAGAGCGUUCAAGGACAUCGAGAUCGGAGAGGGGUUCAUCCCGGUGUGCAGCCUGGGCCUCUCCCAGGUGGGCCGGAUCAAUCUGGGCCAGGAUGUCAGCAGCCUGCGCUACUUCACCAUCUGUGGCCUGCAGGAAGGCUUUGAGCCCUUCGCCAUCAACAUGAAGAGAGACAUCACCAUGUGGUUCAGCAAGAGCCUGCCGCAGUUCAACCCUGUGCCCACCGAUCACCACGUGGAGGUGUCCCGAGUGGACGGCACAGUGGAGAGCCCUCCCUGCCUGAAGGUCACCCACCGAACGUUCGGCUCCCAGAACGCCAACACCGACAUGUUCUUCAUGCGGCUCAGCAUGCCCGUGGAGUUCCACGAGACCUUCAGGGUGCCCGCGGGGACGACCCCGCUGACCCACCCCCUCACCAAUCCCGAGGAGGAGGUGCAGGAGGUGGACCCCGACUCCGAGUUCGAGCAGCUCAAGAAGUCCGCCAGCCGGAAGGAGGCCGAGGGGACGGAGAAGGAGCCCUCCCAGCCGCGGGAGAUUCCAGGGAAGGAGAAGGAGAGCGCGGGGAAGGGGGGAGGGGAGAACGAGAAGGACGCAGCCUCAGAGAAGGGCAAGAAGAGAGGUAUGAAGCGCAGUAACUGCUACAUGGUAUGGGCGGGCGAGUUCAGUAACAGCUCCCAGCAGACCCGCAUCACCCAAGAGGACCUUGUGAUUGGCUGCCUAGUUGACCUGGCAACAGGACUCAUGACCUUCACAGCCAAUGGGAAGGAGAUAAAUACCUUCUACCAGGUGGAGCCCAACACCAAGCUGUUCCCGGCUGUCUUCUCCCUGCCCUCCAGUCAGAACAUGUUACAGUUUGAGCUGGGGAAGCUAAAGAACAUCAUGCCCAUCUCGGCAGCGAUGUUCCGUAGUGAGCGGAAGAACCCGGUGCCGCAGUGCCCACCCCGGCUGGAUAUCCAGAUGCUGACGCCAGUGGUGUGGAGCCGCAUGCCCAACCAGUUCCUGGAACCGGAGUCCGCCCGGGUCAGCGAGAGGCACGGGUGGAUGGUGGAGUGCACUGAGCCCCUCAUUAUGAUGGCACUGCACAUCCCGGAGGAGAACAGGUGUAUUGAUAUCCUGGAGCUUUCGGAGCGGCUGGACCUGCUGAAGUUCCAUCACCACACCCUUAAGCUGUACUGCGCCGUCUGUGCGCUGGGCAACAACCGCGUGGCGCACGCCCUCUGCAGCCACGUGGACGAGUCGCAGCUGCUCUACACCAUCGAGAACACCUACCUGCCCGGCCCCCUGCGCAGCGGCUACUACGACCUCCUGAUCAGCAUGCACCUGGAGUCUGCCAAGCGCUCGCGCCUGAUGAUGAACAACGAGUUCAUCGUGCCCAUGACAGAGGAGACACGCAGCAUCAAGCUCUACCCUGACGUGGAGAAGAAGCACGGUCUCCCUGGCGUGGGGCUGUCCACCUGCCUGCGCCCCAAGCUGCACUUCUCCCCCACUAAUUUCGUGGGCACUGACCCGGACCUGUACACACUGAGCCCGGUCAUUCCCCUUCAGGUGCUGAAGACCAAGGCAAUCAACAUGUUGACUGAAGCGGUGCAAGAUGGUGGGCAGCACACGCGAGACCCAGUAGGGGGCAGCGUGGAGUUCCAGUUCGUACCUGUGCUCAAGCUCAUCAGCACAUUGCUGAUCAUGGGCGUCUUUGAGGAUGACGAUGUCCGGCACAUCCUCAAGAUGAUCGAGCCCAAUGUCUUUGCUGGGGGAGCCAGUGGAGAGGUGGAGGGAGAAGGAGAGGGGGAAGGAGGAGAGGGAGAGGGCGAGCAGCCCACCACCAAGGAAGAGGGAGAGGAAAUGAAGGAGAAAGCAGAGGGAGGCACCCCUGAGGAAGAGGAGGAGCUGGAGGAAGAAGAGCUGGAGGAUGAAGGGAUGGGGGCGGAGGGGGAAGAGGAGGAGGGAGAGGUGGAAGAAGAGGAGGGCAAAGGGGAGAAGGCGGAUGAAGAGAAGGAGGAGGAUAUGGAGGAGAAGGAACUGGAGGCCAGCGAAUACGAGCCCAAGGAAGAAGAGGAUGGGCUGGAGGAGGGGCUGCUGCAGAUGAAGCUGCCAGAGUCUGUCAAGCUUCAGAUGUGUAAUCUGCUGCAGUACUUCUGCGACUGUGAGCUUCGCCACCGCGUGGAGGCCAUCAUCUCGUUCUCUGACCGCUUCAUCAACCUGCUGCAGAGCAACCAGAGGCAGCGCUACAACGAGCUGAUGAUGGCGUUCACCAUGUCGGCCGCCGAGACCGCGCGCAAGACGCGCGAGUUCCGCUCCCCGCCGCAGGAGCAGAUCAACAUGCUCCUGAACUUCAAGCACUGUCUAGAUGAUGAGGAUUGUCCAGUGCCAGACGAGAUCAGGGAUGAAAUGCAGGAAUUUCACAAUGACCUGCUGUCUCACUGUGGUAUCCACAUCGAGGAGGAGGAAGAAGAAGAGGAGAAGGACACCUCUCUGCGAGGCAGGUUUCUCAGCCUGGUGCACAAGAUCAAGAGUCUGAGAAGAAGGAAGCAGGAGGAGGAGCCAGAGCCAGAGGAAGAGGCCAAACCCAGUACUCUUCAGGAGUUGAUCUCCCAUACCAUGGUGCACUGGGCUCAGGAGUCCUUUGUCCAGAACCCGGAGCUGGUGCGGCUGAUGUUCAGCCUGCUGCACCGGCAGUACGACGGUCUGGGGGAGCUGAUCCGGGCGGUGCCUAAGGCCUACAUCAUCAAUGCCGUGUCUGUCCACGACACCAUGGACCUGCUGGAGUGCCUGGGUCAAAUCCGCUCACUGCUCAUCGUGCAGAUGGGCCCCGAGGAGGAGAGGCUGAUGAUCCAGAGCAUAGGGAACAUCAUGAACAACAAGGUUUUCUACCAGCACCCCAAUCUGAUGCGUGCGCUGGGGAUGCAUGAGACAGUCAUGGAGGUCAUGGUCAAUGUGCUGGGAGGGGGCGACUCCAAGGAGAUCCGAUUUCCCCGCAUGGUGACCAACUGCUGCCGGUUUCUGUGUUAUUUCUGCCGGAUCAGCCGCCAGAACCAGAGGUCCAUGUUUGACCACCUCAGCUAUCUGCUACAGAAUAGUGGGAUUGGACUGGGCAUGCGUGGUUCCACUCCCCUGGAUGUGGCGGCUGCCUCUGUCAUCGACAACAAUGAGCUGGCCCUUGCCCUGCAGGAGCAGGACCUGGAGAAGGUGGUGACGUACCUGGCAGGCUGCGGCCUGCAGAGCUGCCCCAUGCUGCUGUCGAAGGGUUACCCCGAUAUCGGCUGGAACCCCAUGGGUGGGGAGAGAUACCUGGACUUCCUACGAUUCGCUGUCUUUGUCAACGGGGAGAGCGUGGAGGAGAACGCCAACGUCGUUGUGCGCCUGUUGAUCCGGCGGCCAGAAUGCUUCGGCCCGGCGCUGCGAGGGGAGGGGGGCAAUGGGCUGCUGGCUGCCAUCGAGGAGGCCAUCAAGAUCUCGGAGGACCCCGCCAGGGAUGGGCCCACCGUCAAGAAAGACAGGCGCUUCCCCAUGUUUGGGGGUGAGGAGCAGCAUGAGGAGAACAGGGUGCAUCUUGGGAACGCCAUCAUGUCAUUCUACGCUGCGCUGAUCGACUUGCUGGGGCGCUGUGCACCAGAGAUGCAUCUAAUCCAGGCCGGGAAGGGUGAGGCUCUCAGGAUCCGAGCGAUCCUGAGGUCUCUGGUCCCCAUUGAGGAUCUGGUUGGAGUGAUCAGCCUGCCUGUGCAGAUUCCUUCGUUUGGGAAAGAUGGUAAUAUAGUCGAGCCAAAAAUGUCGGCCAGUUUUGUGCCGGACCACAAGGCUCCCAUGGUGCUGUUCCUGGACCGUGUGUACGGCAUCGACAACCAGGACUUCCUGCUGCACUUGCUGGAGGUCGGCUUCCUCCCGGACAUGAGAGCUGCUGCCUCUCUGGACACGGCGGCGUUCAGCACCACAGAGAUGGCUCUGGCUCUGAACCGCUACCUGUGCCAGGCAGUGCUGCCCUUGCUCACCAAGUGCGCCCCCCUGUUUGCUGGAACUGAGCACCGCGCUAUCAUGAUCGACUCCAUGUUGCACACCAUCUACCGUCUCUCCAGGGGGCGGUCUCUCACAAAGGCUCAGAGGGAUGUCAUCGAGGACUGCCUCAUGUCACUCUGCAAGUAUCUCCGGCCCUCCAUGCUACAGCAUCUGCUCCGUCGGCUCGUGUUUGAUGUGCCAAUCCUGAACGAGUAUGCCAAGAUGCCACUGAAGUUGUUGACCAAUCACUAUGAGCGCUGCUGGAAGUAUUACUGUCUCCCAAAUGGCUGGGCAAAUUAUGGAGUCUCCUCAGAGGAAGAGCUGCAUCUGACCCGAAAGCUGUUCUGGGGAAUCUUCGAGUCACUGGCACACAAGAAAUUUGACCCAGAGCUUUUUAAAAUUGCCAUGCCCUGUAUCUGUGCCAUCGCUGGGGCCAUCCCUCCGGACUACGUGGAUGCCAGCUACUCCUCCAAGACGGAGAAGAAGGCUUCUGUGGACGCUGAGGGCAACUUUGACCCCAAACCUGUAGAGACCACCAACACUAUCAUCCCUGAGAAGCUGGAUGGCUUCAUCAACAAAUAUGCCGAAUAUACGCACGACAAGUGGGCCUUUGAAAAGAUCCAGAAUAACUGGACGUAUGGAGAGAUUCUGGAUGAGAAUGCCAAGACUCACCCCAUGCUGAGACCAUACAAGACCUUCUCUGAGAAGGACAAGGAAAUUUACCGCUGGCCCAUCAAGGAGUCCAUUAAGGCCAUGAUUGCCUGGGAGUGGACGCUGGAGAAGGCGAGGGAGGGGGAGGAGGAGAAGACGGAGAAAAAGAAGACGAGGAAGAUAUCGCAGACCGUGCAGGCCACCUAUGAUCCCAGCCAUGGCUAUAAUCCCCAGCCCAUUGAGAUCUCUGGCAUGGCACUGUCCAGAGAACUGCAGGCCAUGGCUGAGCAGCUGGCAGAGAACUACCACAACACCUGGGGCCGCAAGAAGAAACUGGAGCUGCAGGCCAAAGGGGGCGGUACUCAUCCCUUGCUGGUGCCUUAUGACACCCUGACUGCAAAGGAGAAGGCCCGGGAUCGAGAGAAGGCCCAUGAGUUGCUCAAAUUCCUGCAGCUCAACGGCUAUGCUGUCACCAGGGGUCUGAAGGAUAUGGAGUUGGACACCUCCUCCAUUGAGAAGCGCUUCGCCUAUGGGUUCCUGCAGAAACUGCUCAAGUGGAUGGACAUAGCACAGGAGUUCAUCGCCCAUCUGGAGGCUGUGGUGAGCAGUGGGCGAGUGGAGAAGUCCCCACAUGAACAGGAGAUUAAAUUCUUUGCCAAGAUCCUGCUCCCCCUCAUUAACCAGUACUUCAAGAACCACUGUUUGUACUUCCUGUCCACUCCUGCCAAGGUGCUGGGCAGCGGGAGCCACUCCUCCAACAAGGAGAAGGAAAUGAUAGCCAGUAUCUUCUGUAAGUUGGCCGCUCUGGUGAGACACAGAGUCUCUCUCUUUGGAACUGAUGCCCCAGCUGUGGUGAACUGUAUGCACAUCCUCGCUCGAUCGCUAGACGCCAGGACGGUGAUGAAGUCGGGGCCGGAGAUCGUCAAGGCUGGCCUGCGGUCGUUCUUUGAGAGCGCUGCAGAGGACAUUGAGAAGACGGUGGAGAACCUGAAGCUGGGGAAGGUGUCUCAGAGCCGCACACAAGUGAAGGGUGUCUCUCAGAACAUCAGCUACACCACCGUGGCGCUGCUGCCUGUCCUCACCUCACUGUUCGAGCACCUGGCACAGCACCAGUUCGGAGAUGACUUCAUCCUGGACGAUUUGCAGGUUUCCUGUUACCGCAUCAUGUGCAGCAUCUAUUCACUGGGAACCACCAAGAACCCCUACGUGGAGAGGCAGCGGCCAGCGCUGGGGGAAUGUCUGGCUCGACUGGCUGCUGCAAUGCCUGUGGCAUUCCUGGAGCCACAUCUUAAUGAGCACAACCAGUUCUCUGUCUAUACCACCAAGACCCCGCGGGAGAGAGCCAUCCUGGGUCUGCCAAAUCAGGUGCAGGAUCUGUGCCCUGACAUCCCUGAGCUGGAUGUCCUUAUGAAGGAGAUUGGGGAUCUGGCGGAGUCAGGGGCGCGCUAUACCGAGAUGCCCCAUGUCAUUGAGAUAACGUUGCCCAUGCUCUGCAACUACCUGCCCCGCUGGUGGGAGAGGGGCCCUGAAAACUUCCCUGACCAGGAGGGCCGCCUGUGCACAGAUGUCACUGCAGAGCCCCUCAACCAGCUGCUGGGCAACAUCAUGAAGAUCGUGGUGAACAACCUGGGCAUCGAAGAGGCCUCCUGGAUGAAGAGACUGGCUGUGUUUGCCCAGCCCAUUGUGAACCGCGCCAGGCCAGACAUGCUGAAGUCACACUUCAUCCCAACCAUGGAGAAGCUGAAGAAGCGUUCUGGGAAGGUGGUGGCAGAGGAGGAUCAGCUCCGGUUGGAGGGGAAGACGGAGUCAGACGAGGCCGAGGGCAUCAUCCGCGACGAGUUCUCUGUGCUGUGCCGGGACUUAUAUGCCCUGUACCCCCUGCUCAUACGAUAUGUGGAUAAUAACAGAGCACGGUGGCUGACCUAUCCAGAUUCUGAUGCAGAGGAGCUCUUCAGAAUGGUGGGGGAGGUCUUCAUAUUCUGGUCCAAAUCGCACAACUUCAAGCGGGAGGAGCAGAAUUUCGUGGUGAUGAAUGAGAUCAACAACAUGUCCUUCCUGACUGCUGACAGCAAGAGCAAGAUGAGCAAGGCCGGGGAUGGACAGUCAGGCGGCUCGGACCAGGAGCGUACCAAGAAGAAGAGGCGGGGGGAUCGCUACUCAGUGCAGACCUCUCUGAUUGUGGCCGCAUUAAAGAAGAUGCUACCCAUUGGGCUCAACAUGUGCUCCCCUGCCGACCAGGAGCUUAUCAAUGUGGCCAAGACCCGUUACGCCCUGAAAGAUACUGAUGAGGAGGUGAGAGAGUUCCUGCAAAACAACCUGCAUCUUCAGGGCAAGGUGGAUAACCCCUCCAUGCGCUGGCAGAUGGCUCUGUACAAGGAGAUGUCAGGGAAGGCAGAGGACGCUGAGGACCCAGAGAAGGUGGUAAAGAGGGUGCAGGAGGUGGCAGCUGUGCUAUAUCAUAUUGAGGUGAUGGAACACCCCUUCAAGUCUAAGAAGGCAGUGUGGCACAAACUUCUGUCGAAACAGCGUCGGCGAGCAGUGGUUGCAUGUUUCAGGAUGACACCUCUCUAUAACCUACCCAGGCACAGAGCAUCCAACAUGUUCCUGGAGGGGUUUAAGCGCACGUGGAUUGAGACAGAGGGGUACUCCUUCGAGGACAGAAUGAUCGAUGAUUUGUCUAAAUCCAUGGAGCAGGAGGAGGAAGAGGAGGAGGAGACGGAGACAAAGCCGGACCCCCUUCACCAGCUUAUCCUGCAUUUCAGCCGCACCGCACUCACCGAAAAGAGUAAACUGGAUGUGGAUUACCUGUACAUGUCCUAUGCCGAUAUAAUGGCAAAGAGCUGCCACAUCGGUGAGGAAGACGAAGAGGGGGAGGAGGAGAAGGGGGGCGAGGAGCUGUCCUUUGAGGUGCGACAGGCAGAUAUGGAAAAGGAAAUGGAGAAGCAGAGGCUCCUGUAUCAACAAGCCAGACUGCACAACCGUGGAGCAUCAGAGAUGGUACUGCAGAUGAUCAGCGCCUGUAAAGGUGAAACUGGGAUGAUGGUGUCCUCCACUCUCAAGCUGGGUAUCUCCAUUCUCAACGGGGGGAACAAUGAGGUGCAGCAGAAAAUGCUGGACUACCUGAAGGAGAAAAAGGAAGUUGGCUUUUUCCAGAGUGUCCAGGCACUCAUGCAGACCUGCAGUGUCCUGGACCUGAAUGCUUUCGAGAGGCAGAACAAGGCAGAGGGGCUGGGCAUGGUUUCAGAGGAAGGCACGAUCAUCCAGCGUGAACGUGGUGAGAAGGUGAUGGCGGACGAUGAGUUCACUUGCGACCUGUUCCGCUUCCUCCAGCUGCUGUGCGAGGGCCACAAUAAUGAUUUCCAAAACUACCUGCGGACCCAGACUGGGAACACCACCACUAUCAACAUCAUUAUCUGCACUGUGGAUUACCUGCUUCGGCUCCAGGAGUCUAUCAGUGAUUUCUACUGGUAUUAUUCUGGGAAAGACACCAUUGAUGAGCCAGGCAAGAGAAACUUCUCCAAAGCCAUGAACGUGGCCAAACAGGUGUUCAACAGCCUGACAGAGUACAUACAGGGCCCUUGCACGGGUAACCAGCAGUCCCUGGCUCACAGCAGGCUGUGGGACGCAGUGGUGGGUUUCCUGCACGUCUUCGCCCACAUGAUGAUGAAGCUGGCGCAGGACUCCAGUCAGAUUGGGCUGUUGAAGGAAUUGCUGGACCUGCAGAAGGACAUGGUGGUCAUGCUGCUGUCUCUACUGGAGGGCAAUGUGGUAAACGGCACCAUUGCCCGGCAGAUGGUGGACAUGCUAGUGGAGUCUUCCAGCAAUGUGGAGAUGAUUCUCAAAUUCUUUGACAUGUUCCUCAAGCUCAAGGAUAUUGUGGCCUCGGAUGCCUUCCGGGACUAUGUUACUGAUCCCCGGGGGCUUAUCUCCAAGAAGGACUUCCAGAAGGCUAUGGACAGCCAGAAGCAGUAUUCUCCUUCCGAGAUUCAGUUCCUCCUCUCCUGCUCCGAGGCUGAUGAGAACGAGAUGAUUAACUUCGAGGAGUUUGCCAACCGCUUCCAGGAGCCUGCCAAGGACAUUGGCUUCAACAUUGCCGUGCUCUUGACCAACCUCUCUGAGCACGUCCCACAUGACACUCGCCUCCAGAACUUCCUGGAGCAGGCCGAGAGCGUGCUGAACUACUUCCGCCCCUUCCUGGGCCGCAUCGAGAUCAUGGGCGCCAGCAAGAGGAUCGAGCGCAUCUACUUUGAGAUCAGCGAGGCCAACCGCACGCAGUGGGAGAUGCCACAGGUGAAGGAGUCCAAGCGGCAGUUCAUCUUCGACGUGGUCAACGAGGGCGGUGAGUCGGAGAAGAUGGAGCUCUUCGUCAACUUCUGCGAGGACACCAUCUUCGAGAUGCAGAUCGCCUCGCAGAUAUCCGAGACCGAGGAGGAGGGGAGGGAGGAAGUGGACGAGGAAGACGUUGGAGGAGAGGUGGUGGGAGGUGGAGGAGGAGCAGGAGAGGGCGGAGAGGCGAAUGGAGAGUCGGGACACGAGCCAGAAUCCAGCUCAGCCUUUGCCGACUUCGUCAAUAGUGUCUUCCACUUCCUGGGCAUGUUCACUUUCCGCAACCUUCGUCGGCAGUACCGCAAGCUGAAGAAGAUGACGCUGAAAGAGAUGGUGGUGGGGCUUGCCUCUUUAUUCUGGACUCUGCUGAUGGGAAUCCUGCACUUCAUCUACAGCGUGUGCAAGGGCUUCUUCCUGCUCAUCUGGCACACGCUGUUCGGCGGCGGCCUGGUUGAAGGAGCCAAGAACAUCACCGUCACAGAGCUGCUGGCCAGCAUGCCCGACCCCACGCAAGAUGAGGUCCACGGCGACCUGCCCGCUGACUCUGGCGGAAGUGAGGAGCUCGACUCGGGCGCUGCUGGCGACCUGCUGGAAACUGGCAAGGGUGAAGAAGCCGAGGAGGAAGCACAGGACAUGUUCGGGGAUCGGAAGGAAGGUGGCAGGAUGGCAUCCAUUGAUGCCCCUGGAGGACUGGGCGAUAUCGGGGAAACUACCCCCGUGGAGCCCCCUACUCCCGAGGGCACCCCGCUGGCCAAAAGGAAAAUGCUGUCUGGAGAGGAACAAGAACCCGAGCCGGAGCCACAGGUGAUAGAGGAGCCACCCCCGGAGCCCGAGAAGGCCGAUGCUGAGAAUGGAGAGAAAGCUGAGAAGGAGGAAGAGGAGGCUGCCCCAGAGGAGGAAGAACCCCAGAAAAAGAAGAAGAAGAAGAUGAAGAGAGAGCAGAAACAGACGGGCUCCCAGGACGGGUUUGAGUUCUGGAACGAGCUGGAGAUCCAAAGGAUUAAAUUCCUGAAUUACCUGUCCCGUAAUUUCUACAACCUGCGUUUCCUGGCUCUGUUUGUGGCUUUCGCUCUGAACUUCAUCUUACUAUUCUACAGGGUAUCAGACUCUCCACCAGGAGAGGAUGAGUUUGAGGGCUCUGGGCUGUUUGAUGACGAGGGUGAGGGCUCCGGAUUUGAGGAAGGAGGUGGAGAGGAGGAGGAGGAGGAAGGGCCGGUCUAUUACUUCCUGGAGGAGAGCACAGGGUACAUGGAGCCCGCACUGGCCUUCCUGGCCAUCAUCCACACCCUCAUCUCCUUCCUGUGCAUCAUCGGCUACAACUGCCUCAAGGUCCCACUGGUCAUCUUCAAGAGAGAGAAGGAACUGGCCCGGAAACUGGAGUUUGAUGGUCUUUACAUCACAGAACAGCCUGAGGAUGAUGACAUCAAAGGACAGUGGGACAGACUGGUCCUCAACACACCAUCUUUCCCAAGUAACUACUGGGACAAGUUUGUGAAGAGAAAGGUGCUGGAGAAGUAUGGGGACAUCUAUGGCCGAGAGAGGAUCGCAGAGCUGCUGGGAAUGGACCUGGCCUCUCUGGACAUCAGCGCACAGACACAGGAGAAGAAGAGCGAGCCAGACAACUCUGUCCUCAGCUGGUACACGAUGGACACACUGCACACACACUCACUGUCUACACCGCACACACUCGCUUCGUUCCUGUACCUGGUGUGGUACCUGGUCAUGUCCCUACUGGGCCACUAUAACAACUUCUUCUUCGCUUGUCACCUGUUGGACAUCGCCAUGGGUGUUAAGACUCUGCGCACCAUCCUGUCCUCUGUCACUCACAAUGGCAAGCAGUUGAUGAUGACAGUGGGGCUGCUGGCAGUAGUGGUGUAUCUCUACACCGUUGUUGCCUUCAACUUUUUCCGCAAAUUCUACAACAAGAGCGAGGACGAGGAUGAGCCAGACAUGAAGUGUGACGACAUGAUGACUUGCUACCUGUUCCAUAUGUACGUGGGGGUGCGAGCUGGCGGGGGGAUCGGCGAUGAGAUUGAGGACCCGGCGGGUGACGAGUAUGAGCUGUACCGCGUGGUCUUCGACAUCACCUUCUUCUUCUUCGUCAUCGUCAUCCUGCUGGCCAUCAUUCAGGGUCUGAUUAUCGAUGCCUUUGGAGAGCUGAGAGACCAGCAGGAGCAGGUGAAGGAGGAUAUGGAGACCAAGUGCUUUAUAUGCGGGAUCGGCAGUGACUACUUUGACACGACUCCGCAUGGCUUCGAGACGCACACAAUGGAGGAGCAUAACCUCGCCAACUAUAUGUUCUUUCUGAUGUAUUUAAUCAAUAAGGAUGAGACAGAGCACACUGGACAAGAGUCCUAUGUGUGGAAGAUGUAUCAGGAGAGAUGCUGGGAUUUCUUCCCGGCUGGAGACUGUUUUAGAAAGCAAUAUGAGGAUCAACUCGGAUAAGGACUGUGCACAUUUGUGUGCGCGCGCGUGUGUGUGGACUGAGAGUCCAGGCCUUGCAAUUUGUGGAUGGGGUGGUGGGUGGGGUAUAAUAGGACUCUAAGGGAUAAAGUGCUCCCUGAAGUAUCAGUGCAAGGCCUGGGCGUGGUGGCUGGACAGACCUCCGGAGGGCGCUGUAACCUCUCCCAGCACCCUUUUCAAGCCUCCACAGUUGGGCGGAGUCAUUGUUCUGUUCAGAAAGCCAUGUUUCUUUUUGCCACUUGGGCUGCUAUCUAGAUACAGUUUGCACCAGGUUACAUGCACGCACGCACACACACACACCACAGGGGUGAAGAAGACAGCUUGGUUGAUGUCCGUCUGUAAUAAACGAUGAAGAAAGAGAACGAUUGUGUCAGGUAACCACAAUCUUACCACAAGAGGGAGAAGGUCCCGAGACGCCUGGUCGAUUUGCCUCCUCUCCUAAGCUGUGUGCUAGCGCCUCUUCUCCGUGACAGUGACAGGGCAUCACUUUCAAGUUUGUGUUUUCAUUACCUGUCAAUCAAACAGUUUGAUCACUUCCACUGAUCAGUUUGUGUUGGGUUUUUUUUGUUGUGGUGAGAGCCUUCAAUUUCUAUUUUUUACAAAGCACAACAUCCAAAAAAGACCUCCUCCAAGGCAAGUCAGAGUGCUUUCCAGAGGAGCUUUAAAACAGCCCCACACACUUCAAAGAGUGAAAGGAAAUCUAACAAUUGUAACAGUAAUGAUUCAGUCAGUAGCAUCUUUUUAAUUGAAUUCAGUAUCUCCUUUGUGGCUAUACCCCCUAAUCCCACCCCUGACUGCUCUGUUCAACUUCAUAUUUCACUGAAAGUAUGUAUACAAAUGGAACAAAACCAAGCAAUGAUUAUAUGGGUUUUUCUGUUCUGUGAAUAAACAUGCCAAUAAAUAAUGACAGCUG
Molecule: messenger RNA, 15005 nt
Organism: Lepisosteus oculatus (spotted gar)
Lineage: Eukaryota; Metazoa; Chordata; Actinopteri; Semionotiformes; Lepisosteidae
Source: RefSeq, a predicted model, not a curated record